UUUCUUGAAAGACACAUAGUUCCGUUUCACAUGCCGGUGCAUUGGAAUGAGGAUUUAGAGGAUUACUACGAGACCUUCACCGGGAAACCGGUCGUUCCUUGUUACGAGAAAUUUUGCGACGCAGCGGCGAAUCUGGGGAUAAAGGUGAAUCAGUUGUUGAAGCACCGUAUGCAUUGCAAAAGUAUCGUACUAGUAUAAAUCGCAUGACAAAUUUUUUCAAGAAGAAAGUUGGAACUUGUAAUGCAGAUUCAGGUAGGAAACUAACCAGAUUUGUCAUGCAUGCCUGCAAUUGGUUCAUACGAGUGCGAUGCUUUUGCAGUGGAUACACCGCGCGAAGGAAGUCGGGAGAUGUUGCAAACUGUUCAACCUGUUAGACGAAAGAGCAGGUACUUGGUUGCGCAAGAUUCAUCACCAGAUUUUUUCAGGUCAGCCACGAGCUCGUGAGGGAUGAUAAAAAUUGGAGGAUUGAUGUCAUGCAACACUGCUGGACGAUAAUGAAAUUUUUAUUUUUCCUGCUACGAAAAAUGACCCCUUUGCCUUUCAACUACAGAUACUCCGACAGAGGACUGUUGUGGACAAGGAGUUGUGAGUCGCUUGUAGCGAAAGCCUCUGGUGAACCAAAAUGAUUCUUUUCUGCUGACG
This is a messenger RNA of Amoebophrya sp. A120, 642 nucleotides long. The record is from the annotation of a GenBank genome assembly. NCBI's taxonomy places the organism in Eukaryota, Dinophyceae, Syndiniales, Amoebophryaceae.